GCCGCCGAUCUUGUCCGUACGAAGCGCGGCCAGCGUCGUAUCCGCAGCAGGCUUCUGGACAAGAUUCAGACGACUGGUCACUACAUACCAGCGCUGGAGAGCUCUGCGCUACUGGAUCACCUCCUGCAAGGCGAUCGCAUCUCGGCAAAUAGUCCCCUCUGCUCAUGCAUAAGCCGACUCGGCGGACACGUUGGUGACAUAAACCCUUUCUGUUCCAACAAGAUCGCGAUUCAGUGAUCGGCGCACCUUCUUUUCGCGUUAUAUAUGAGUCUUGGUGAAGACAUGUGGAAUGCAACGCGAAGUGUGCACUCGACCCGGAGUCGAUUGGCAUUGCAGCAGUGGUGCCUUGCAUCCUUUGGACUACAUCGCUCUCCUUGGCUAUGUUCAUUUGCUGGCGAAGCAGGGCAACACCAGCGUCUCAAUUCUUUCUGGUGGACUGUCCACUGGCCAAGUACGAGGCAGUAAUGACAUUUCGCUACGAUCCACCACAAAGCCACGCCAUCAUUCGCGCUUAAAAUGUCCUGCAGCAGCCGCCGUCUCCUACUCAGUCUCAUCUCAUCCAGAGGAAACCCUACUUUCGAGUCGCAUUGAGCACAAGUCAGGCACUGCCUCUGCCACAACAUGUACGCGGCCAGCUCUCUUGCGGCCUCGACCGGCAUCUUGCUCUGUCCACGUGAUUCGAGAGCACUCCCGCUUUCACUGGAUCCGAAGGGCGGCGCACUACAGCGUGGGUCUGCUGUGUCACUGCUACAAGCGCUUCUGGAUGGAGAGACCAGGGCAUUUGGGUGCUUUGAUCAGCGUCCGCCUCUCGGCGAGCCUAGGUCCCUUUCGCUCAGCCAGCAGCUCUUGUCUGCGCUAAUUUGAGCAUGCCAACGCAGCGAAGGUGCGUCCUCAAGGCAUUAUGCAGAGGCCCGGAGAAGGCACGUCGGAGGCCUUUCCUGUAUGCUCUCGAGACUUUGCUCGUCUGAUUUCAGGCCACUCCCACACCCCGUCGGACUCAGCGUACCUGGCAAACCCACCCGCCGCUUGGUGCAGGUGGUCGUCUCACUUACGAAAGCGCAUGACGGACCGUGCUCUACUUAUCGGACCUGACGGAUCUGCUCUCGGAGUCUUCGACCCAC
Molecule: messenger RNA, 1121 nt
Organism: Ceraceosorus guamensis
Lineage: Eukaryota; Fungi; Basidiomycota; Exobasidiomycetes; Ceraceosorales; Ceraceosoraceae
Exons: 1
Coding region: 290-859 (189 amino acids)
Source: RefSeq, a predicted model, not a curated record